This is a messenger RNA of Aphanomyces invadans, 4279 nucleotides long. RefSeq lists its product as hypothetical. Gene Ontology annotation, biological process: nucleobase-containing compound metabolic process. Bases 32 to 4192 code for a protein of 1386 amino acids. The record is from RefSeq and is a predicted model, not a curated record. Gene Ontology annotation, molecular function: helicase activity; 3'-5' exonuclease activity; nucleic acid binding. NCBI's taxonomy places the organism in Eukaryota, Oomycota, Saprolegniomycetes, Saprolegniales, Verrucalvaceae. The transcript has a single exon.
UGUCAUUGAAUUUCAAGGCGCAAGACCGGCGAUGCUCGCUCUUGCUGUCGCAGCCCACGCGGCGCCACGUCUCCCUGGACAAAACUUGUUGGGACAAUUUCGCACACAACACCCAGAGUAUGCCUUCAUGUGGGCAAACAAGGCUCUUGUGUCGUGCAAACGCUUCGUCGAUCUCCAUGCGCCAUUGGUGUCGUCGUCUUGGUCCAUCGCGUGGGAGGGGGAAGGCGUCAACCAAUUGCUCCCCAAACUGCGCUGUGAGCCCAUCGCGGCGGUCCCGAGCGCUCGGCCAACAACAGCAUCGUCCAUGCACGUCGAAUUCAUCAACACACGGGCCCGUGGAAAGCAAGUGUUUGAGCAGCUGAGCGCUUCGACUGUCUUGUUUCUCGAUCUUGAAGGGGACUUGACUCCCAAAGGACGGCUCUGUUUGCUCCAGGUCGCCGGCACGAGCAUCCCCGACACGGUGUUUGUCAUGGACACAUUCACGUGCCCUGGCAUCCUGCGAGAUCCCGCCGUGAAACGCGUGCUCUCCAAGACAUUGGUCGUACUCCACGACGGCCGCCACGACACGGUGGCAUUGCGCGGGCAGUUCCAACUGGAACUCUCGUCCGUCUUCGACACCCAAGUGGCGCACCAGGUCCUCGUCGGCAACGACUCUGCCAUGGUCGGGCUAAACCACGUCCUCUCAACGUACGCGAAUAUGACGAACACGGUGAAGGACCAGGUGCAGCAUCGAGAUGGCUUGUGGAGCGAACGGCCGCUGCCGCCGCACUUGCUCGACUACGCAGCGCAAGACGUGAUGCAUCUCCCCGUCGUGUACAGCGCCAUGAAAGCGCGCAUGUCGGAUGGCUUGUAUGCCACGUGUUUGGCCCGGUCCAAGAUUCGAACGACCGAUGUCUCGCCCGACAAACUUCGACAGGCGCUCGCCAACACGUCCACGUACCUUCGCGAAGCGGGCGGACACAUCCACGUGAGCAGCAUGGACGGGCUCUACGCGGCAUACCCGGACAUCCGCGACAUGAUCAAGGCCAAGGGGACCUUGAGCACCUUCUUUGAAAAAUUCGGCAACGCUGUGACCCCGCCGAUCGCGAUUGUCGAUGACAACCUGACUCUGCAAACGAUGACGCCAGCCGUCGUGAUGAAGCACCUCGCGGCGUACAUUCAAGCCGUCGGCGGGACCAUGCCGGCGGCAUCGUUGAGCGGGUUCUACGACGUAUAUCCUGGAGCCCAAGACGUGAUGAAGCCGACGGCAAAUGCGAAAGCGACAGCGUUUGUCCAGACGCACGGGCCGUCGUCUACGCCGCCCGUGUAUGUGCAGGGAACGUGGACGUUUGUUCUCGACCGAAGUGCCGCCGACAAACUGCCGUCGGCAGCCCAACUCCUCAAGGACUUUGGCGCGCGCUUCGCCAGAGACAAAUAUGGUGUGGCCAUUACAGACGACGGCGCGUUCUUCUCGGCGGCGCUCACGGUCCAUGUCCCAACGACGCAAUUGUUUGUCGUGACAAACAAGUCGACUCAGACCAUGCUCUUGCGGACAUGUUUUCGCGUCAUGGCGUCGAAAGCCGCGCUGAAAUCGUCGCCGUUUACAAUCGCCUUCAGCGGCCCGACUCCGGUCAAGCCGCACGAAUCGGUCUCGGUGCCAUGCGAAUUUCGAUCGACCGCGCCCGGACGGUUCAACGUCGUGCUUGCGUUUGAGUUUUCAACGCCGACCCAGACGGUGUUUGCAAUUGGUCGCGUCCUGGAAGGCGUGGAUUGCGUGGACCCCGCGAUGGAUGCCGAGACACUUCAAUCGAUCCAGGACGGCACGGCGCGGCGACGAAAAACAGCGCCGUCGAACAAGAAACUCGAGUUUGAUGCUCCUGCGCACCGAGCAACGGCGCCGAUCCGAUAUGGCCCGCCCCUUGCUGUACCCUUGGGAAAGCAUGUGCUUCCAGCUACGUGGGCCGCCGUCGACACGGACUUGCCGCUAACCAUGGCCACAUAUUCCAGACGGUUCCAAGACUUGCUCUACCGCGAAGAGCGCGAACACCUACGCCAGCAGCAAGAAUUUGACAUGGAGCGCGCAACGUUGGUGUUGAAGACGCCCGUCUUGUUUGAGUUGGCCGUGCCUGGGCUCGCCGAGGGCCGGCCGUCGCUCAUGGCAGGCGACAAAGUCUUGGUGAACCAGCCCAAGUCGAACACGAUGGAAGGCAUCAUCACCCAAGUCCGCCUGGACGGAAUCUACAUCGCCAUGCCGCCCGCGUUCCAUCGCACGCAUUUCGACGACCACCAAAAGUUCAACGUCCGCUUUGUCUCGUCAAGAACGCCGGUGCGCCUCCAGCAUCAAGGACUUCUGGCCCUGUCGCCACCGAUUCAUGAAACCUUGCUCUUCCCGACGUUGAUCGGUCUGCGCACGUCCCAAGCCGCGUGGUUCGGUCCGCCGGGGGGAGACCGAGUGUCGGCCAUCGACAGGCAGUAUUCGCGACCGAUCAACCCUGAACAAGCCCGUGCGAUUGACGACAUCGAGCACUUGGUGGCCACGGCAUCGUCGAACGCUCCGCUCGUGCCGUACCUGUUGUUUGGUCCCCCUGGAACGGGGAAGACCGUCACCAUCGUGGAAUCGAUCGAGCAGAUCCUUCGUGCAGCGCGUAAAAAUGCAUCGAAGGCUGUCCAUAUCUUGGCGUGUGCGCCGUCCAACGCGGCCGCCGACAACAUUGUUGACCGCCUCGCAGGAACGUCAGACAUCACGUCAAACGAAUUACGUCGUGUGAUGGCCUUCAGUCGCCGCGUGAAAGACACUCCCGCGUCCGUGCUGCCCUUCACAACGAUUGCCGCUCGUGGUCAUGACGGCGACGGGUUUGUGCAGCCGACCCUGGACGAUUUGCAAUCCACAUCCAUCAUCGUGUCGACGAUUGCAACUGGCGCCAAACUAUUCAACAUGGGCGUGAAGCGCGGGUUCUUUGACUUGAUUGUGUUUGAUGAAGCUGCACAAGCAACGGAACCCGACGUCUGCAGCGUGUUGGGGCCGCUCGCAAGCUCCCGCACCGUCGUCGUGCUCGCCGGCGACCCCAUGCAGCUCGGCCCAGUGAUCAAAUCCACCUACGGCAUCACGUUGGGCCUCGGCAGGUCGCUCAUGGAGCGCCUCUUGCCACUGUAUCAACAAGCUGCCACUCAAGGGCAACCACGCACGCCGUGGUCGACCAAGCUCGUGCGCAACUACCGAUCCCACCGAGACAUUUUGUCCGUCCCGAACGAGUUGUUUUACGACGGCGACCUCGUCGCAUGUGCGCCGACAUGCACGACCCACUCGCUGCUCGAAUGGCCGUCGCUGCCGAACCGGUCCGUCCCGCUCUUGUUUCACGGGAUCAGCGGCGGCGAGCUCCAGACAAACGAUUCGCCGUCGUGGUACAAUCCGUACGAACUGCAGCUUGUGCUGGAGUACGUCGAAAGCUUGGUUGAGUUUGGUGUGUUGCCGGCCGAGAUGGGCGUGAUCACGCCGUACGCUAAGCAGCGCCAAAAAAUCCAAGAGGCGCUCCAGCGACACGGCGCGCCGUCGGGGAUCGUUGUCGGCAGCGUCGAGCAGUUUCAGGGUGGCGAGCGCCGCGUUAUCCUAGUGUCGACUGUGCGCAGCUCUGCCGGGUUCUUCAAAGACGACUCCACGUUUCAGCUCGGGUUUGUUGCGCACCCGAAGCGAUUCAACGUGGCCGUGACCCGAGCGAAAGCGCUCUUGAUUGUGGUGGGGAACCCCGCUGUCCUUGAAACGUCGUCGGACUGGGCUGCGUUCUUGACGCAUUGCAUGGCGCACAACGCAUGCCGAGGCGUCUUGCCCACAGUUCAACAGGUCAACUUGGAAACGGACGCCAACGAAGAAGAUGACGAGGACGACGAGGAAUUGGCCCACCAUCGGGCCUUGUUUGAACAUGCACAAGCGCUGCAAGUGGACAUGGCCUGCAAGGCAGACGCCGAGCGCCGCGAACGAGAACGGCAGCACGUGGCAUGGCAGAUGGCUCAAGAAGCGCGGCAAGCGGAGGAGCGGCGCCGUGUCCAGCAAAUGCAAGAGGAACAGGAUUACGAGUACCACGCCAGUUUGUUGGUGGCGGAGGAAGAGCAGUUUCGACGACAGGGGUUGCAACGACUGGCCGACCUCGAACGAGCUGACAUGGAAUACAAGCGCCAACUGCACAAAGAAAGCACGUCGAAGUGCAUCGUUUCGUGAGGUCGUUUGUUGCGUCCACCAGAUUUCCCUGCGUUUAGAGCGGUAGAAGUCGCAGGCGUUAGGUUGAAUUGUAAUUGAUUUAGUCAA